CUGGCGCAUGCGCUCGUUCUAACGGCCAGGGAGCUGGACGAUGGCGUUUUGUUCCUUUUUUGGCGGAGAGGUUUAUAAAGAUCACUUUGAAGUGGGGAUAUACGUCUGUUCAAAGUGUGGACAUGAAUUGUUUUCCAGCCAAGCUAAAUACAACCAUUCCUCACCAUGGCCUGCUUUUACUCGAACUAUUCAUCCGGACAGCCUAUCGAAGAGAAAGGAAGACAGAAAUGCCCUAAAGGUUUCUUGUGGAAAGUGUGGGAAUGGACUUGGUCACGAGUUCCUCAAUGACGGGCCCAAGCAAGGCCAGUCACGUUUCUGAAUAUUCAGCAGCUCGUUGAAGUUCGUUCCCAUGGUCAGUGGACCUCUUGAGGAAAAAUAAGGCGAGCAUGGAACUUUUUUAUUAAUCAACUGAAAGCUGUAAUGUUUAAAAUACCAAGAAACUAAACAUAUAGAAGAAUUACUGUUUCAUCUGGAAAUAGCAACAAAGGAGUCCUUGGUAUUUUUUUUGGUGUUUAGUCAUUACAUGAAGUUUUCUGGAUAAACUCUUCCUUGAAUGUCCAGAAAAUCGAUACUUGCAUGAUUACACUGACAAAAAUACUUACUGUGUGGAGGAAGUUGAAUUUGAUUUUUAAAUAUUAUCUAAUCUUUUGAAAAUGUCAUGGAAAGCACAACAUGGGAGUAGGGUAACAUUUGCAGCGGCUCGUUUUUCUCUGGGAUUUUGCAACAGAAAACAGUCUUAAUCAUUUGUUCAAAUAAUGUUUUGGGUAACAAAGCUAUCCAAGGUAUAUGAGGACAAAAUAUUAAACUAAAACGUUGCCUUGUCAGUUAAAGCAAAAUGUACUUAUGAUCCUAAGCAAAUAGUGGCUGUGACAACAAAUUUUACAAUGUGACACCAAAGUGAUAUAUUUAUGUAGUGUAUUAAAAUAUUGUUUAAGUACUGUUAGAAAUAGAAAAUGUUAUAGAAAAGGAAAAAGAAUCACAGUAGUUGAUAGGGGAUUAUUGCUUAAAUCCUGGCUUUGUGACCAACUUUGGGGCCAUUGCUGACAAAUAAUUAGGGAACUUAUUACGAUGAGGUAUUGUAGAUUAGGCAGCACCUCUGUAAGCAACUUUUUAUUACGCUAUUCGGCAUUAGUCACUAAGUGUCUUUAGUAGUUUCUGUGGUCGGUCAUAUAGCCAAUGGAUCCCUUCUUUUCUGUCCACCCCACCUGCUUUACUUAAAGGUAUGCAGAAUCAGUCGCAGAUUAGUAUUGUGCAAGAUAAUGAAAAAUCUUUUGGGGAGGUGCGUGAGAAAGGACUGAAAUUAAAGAUUGAAGUUUAUCUUUUCCUGAAUCUUUUAACACUAUGUACACUUUGCUUGGGACAAACGUUUCUGGUUAGAUUUUAAAUGCACAACAUAUGUACUGUUGAUUUUUCUAAAUUAAAAAAUAUUUUGAAUCCUG
This is a messenger RNA of Carcharodon carcharias (great white shark), 1439 nucleotides long. RefSeq names its product methionine-R-sulfoxide reductase B1-like. NCBI's taxonomy places the organism in Eukaryota, Metazoa, Chordata, Chondrichthyes, Lamniformes, Lamnidae. The record is from RefSeq and is a predicted model, not a curated record. The transcript is spliced from 4 exons. Gene Ontology annotation, molecular function: peptide-methionine (R)-S-oxide reductase activity.